Messenger RNA from Drosophila melanogaster (fruit fly), 4769 nucleotides. RefSeq names its product off-track (gene otk). Gene Ontology annotation, biological process: anatomical structure morphogenesis; neurogenesis; animal organ development. The record is from RefSeq and is marked reviewed. The coding region runs from base 918 to 3977 and encodes 1019 amino acids. Gene Ontology annotation, cellular component: plasma membrane. Lineage: Eukaryota; Metazoa; Arthropoda; Insecta; Diptera; Drosophilidae. Gene Ontology annotation, molecular function: transferase activity; transmembrane receptor protein tyrosine kinase activity; kinase activity. The transcript has 7 exons.
CAGUAAUAAACAGACUUCGAACGCGUGCAGUUCAGAUUGAGUUUGAGGUUCGAUUGGAUUCGAGAUAUCCAAGUUCCUUUUGCGCUACGUUUUGUUUAGCCGAGUUUGCCCCGAACUAAAAUCACCCACCAAAGCCGGUUCGGGAUGCGAUGAUGCCAAGGAUGCAGCUGAUGCAGCCGGGCUCUUGUAUCUUUAAGAUACAAAUUAAGUUGAUUUGUUGCGCUCGCGUUCUCUUGGGUAAUUGAACCCCACAGUUGGGCUCCUUGCGCCCUCUGCCGCGCGGUCUUCGGUCUUCGGUCUUCGAGCAUUUCGUUGCAUUUUGUGUAUCUAGAUACCUUUGUCGGUAUCCGUAUCCGUCGCUUGUCAAUCUGGUCGCUGAUAAAAAAGCAAACGCGAACGCAGCCACGAAACAUAAACCAGCCGUCAACGGAAAAUAAAAGUAAAAAGCAACAAACAGCAAGUGGCGUAUCAGUUCGUGUGUUCUCGGUGAUAAAUGCAUUUCAUGCGUUCCAACUAUGUAAAUAGCAAUUUAAUUUGAGUGUCCACAGUAAACAUCAAAAAACCGCCCUGGACUCCAGUCACCACCACCAACAACACCAUCCCCGGUGGAGCCCAGUGAUCCCAUUGAAACCCCGGUAAACCCCUGAAAAGGGCAGUCGUUGUCAUCGUCGUCAUCGUCGUCGUCGUCGUACGUCUGUGCCAUCCAAAUAUUGAAUAUUUACAAAUGCGUUGAGUGCAUUUUCGAGUGGCCGGCACUUACAGUGACUAUCUGGUGGAUGUGCGAGUGUAUUCAUCGGAUUGCCAGCAGCAUAAAACUUCGUUUUCGAUACUGAUCCAAUACGCGAGUGCUUAUAUAUUUUUUGUGUCGCUAAUUGAGACCAAAGGUGUCGAAGUGCGGCGGUUAUACAUAUACGCAGAUGACUGCUAGGAUGAUCUCAAUAUGCGGCCUGGUCAUGGCUUUGAUGAUGGCUUCCGUUUUGGCCAGCUCAUCGCGUUUCCAGCGAGUGCCCCAAAGUCAGUCCGUGGUGGAAAAUGAAUCCGUGAAAUUCGAGUGCGAAUCGACCGACUCCUACAGUGAACUGCACUACGACUGGUUGCAUAAUGGUCAUCGGAUUGCGUAUGACAAGCGUGUCCAUCAAAUCGGUUCCAAUUUGCAUAUCGAGGCGGUGCGGCGCACGGAGGAUGUUGGCAACUAUGUUUGCAUCGCGACAAAUUUGGCCAGCGGCGCCAGGGAGGCGUCUCCGCCCGCCAAACUGAGCGUGAUAUAUCUUGAAUCGGCCAGUGUUCAGCUGCUGGGCAGCAAUCGCAACGAGCUGCUGCUCAAGUGCCACGUGGAGGGCGCCUCAGGAGAUUUGGAACCGCUAGAGAUCGAAUGGUAUCGCAACAGCGAGAAACUUAGCACCUGGAAGAACGUCCAGCUGGAUCAGCAUCGCCUGAUAAUCCGACAGCCGGGAAGCGAGGACGAUGGCCUGUACCGCUGCACCGCCUCCAAUGCGGCGGGUCGAGUGAUGAGCAAGCAGGGCUAUGUCUACCAGUCCAGUGUGAAGUGCCUGCCCCGACUUCCUAGGCGCAAGAACGAAAAGAUGAUGGAGUCCUGGGACAAACAGACCUUCCUGUGCCGCGGUAAGCGCGGUGGAGCUGCUGGACUAGAGGCACUACCCGCCGCUCCCGAGGAUCUGCGCAUUGUGCAAGGACCCAUUGGUCAGUCGAUUAUCAAGGAGGGUGAGCCCACGGCUUUGACCUGUCUGUAUGAACUGCCCGACGAGCUGAAGAACCAGCGCAUUCAACUCCGUUGGCGCAAAGAUGGCAAACUUUUGCGUCAAGUGGAACUGGGUGGCUCGGCGCCCAUUCCAGGUCACUCCUUCGAUUCCGGCAAGGAUGCUCUGUUGCGUGAGGACGCCCGUCUAGUGCUGCACAAGCAGAAUGGCACCCUAAGCUUUGCCAGCAUUAUUGCCAGUGAUGCGGGUCAGUACCAGUGUCAGUUGCAGCUAGAAGCUCAUGCUCCGAUUAACUCAUCUCCUGGCAUCUUGGAGGUCAUCGAGCAGCUAAAGUUUGUUCCUCAGCCCACGUCCAAGAAUUUGGAGCUGGAUGCAGUGGUGGCCAAGGUUCACUGCAAGGCGCAGGGCACUCCAACGCCGCAGGUGCAAUGGGUUAGGGAUGGGGAAAAUACCACUUUACCCGACCAUGUAGAAGUGGAUGCCAAUGGAACACUGAUUUUCAGAAACGUUAACUCGGAACAUCGCGGCAACUACACUUGCUUGGCCACCAACAGCCAAGGACAGAUAAAUGCCACUGUGGCUAUAAAUGUGGUGGUCACUCCCAAAUUUAGUGUGCCCCCAGUGGGACCCAUCGAGACUUCGGAGCAGGGCACCGUGGUGAUGCAUUGCCAGGCGAUUGGGGACCCCAAGCCGACAAUUCAGUGGGACAAGGAUCUAAAGUAUCUGAGUGAGAACAAUACGGACCGCGAAAGAUUUAGGUUCCUGGAGAACGGCACUCUGGAGAUACGGAAUGUCCAGGUGGAGGACGAGGGUAGCUACGGCUGCACAAUUGGAAAUAGUGCAGGACUCAAGCGAGAGGAUGUCCAGUUGGUAGUGAAGACAACCGGUGACGGUUUCGCUCCAGAGGAAUCCGGAGGUGAUGGCUUCCUGGUCACCCGAGCUGUACUGAUCACCAUGACGGUGGCCCUGGCCUACAUAGUGCUCGUGGUGGGCCUGAUGCUGUGGUGUCGCUAUCGCCGUCAAGCCAGAAAAGCCCGUUUAAACGAUCUGAGCACAAAGGAAGCUGGCGGGGAUCAGCCGGAUGUUGCUGGCAAUGGCAAAGGCUCCGAGCAGGAGCCCUGCCUGUCUAAGCAGCACAAUGGCCACAGCAAAUCCAGAUCCAAGUCCAGUGGAGAUGCCCAGAAAUCCGAUGACACAGCCUGCAGCCAGCAGUCGAGGGCCUCAAAGAAAUCGGCACAUAUUUACGAGCAACUGGCUCUGCCAAGAUCCGGGCUCAGUGAACUCAUACAAAUUGGACGCGGCGAGUUUGGGGAUGUGUUUGUGGGCAAACUUAAGGCUACCUUAGUCACCUCGCCCUCGGACAAGGAUGCGGAUACGGAAAAGCAGCACAGCAACAGUGAAAAUGGCAGUGGAGGCAGCGGAAGUGGAAGCACCACGCUAAGUACUCUAAAUGAGAAGCGUCGCUCCAAGACCUCCAUGGACGACAUUGAGGAGAUCAAGGAGGAGGAGCAGGAUCAGCACAAUCAAUCGGGUCUCGAGCAGCUCGUUCUGGUCAAAGCCCUGAAUAAAGUGAAGGAUGAACAGGCCUGCCAGGAGUUUCGACGACAGUUAGAUCUGCUGCGCGCCAUCUCGCACAAGGGAGUAGUACGUCUGUUUGGCCUGUGUCGCGAAAAGGAUCCGCACUACAUGGUGCUGGAGUACACGGAUUGGGGCGAUCUCAAGCAGUUCCUGCUGGCCACCGCCGGAAAAGUGAACACUGCCACCGCGGGCAGCUCCUCACCGCCGCCACUCACCACCAGUCAGGUUUUGGCCGUCGCCUAUCAAAUUGCCCGAGGAAUGGACGCCAUCUACAGAGCUCGCUUCACCCAUAGGGAUCUGGCCACUCGCAACUGCGUAAUUUCCAGUGAGUUUAUAGUGAAGGUAUCCUAUCCGGCUCUCUGCAAGGACAAGUAUAGCCGCGAGUACCACAAACACCGCAACACGCUGCUCCCGAUCCGCUGGCUGGCGCCCGAGUGCAUCCAGGAAGACGAGUACACCACCAAGAGCGACAUCUUUGCCUACGGUGUGGUGGUGUGGGAGCUCUUCAACCAGGCCACCAAGCUGCCCCACGAGGAGCUGACCAACGAGCAGGUGGUGCAGCGUUCCCAGGCGGGCUCCUUGGAGUGGUCAGUGGCCGAGGCGACGCCCGAUAGCCUGCGAGAGAUAUUGUCAAUGAUUCGAUGGAUCCUCGCUUGGCUUAGCUAUGAAAUGAAUGCUUAAGUCGCUGACAAACUACUGAUAUAAUCCUUUUCUGCGUCCACUUUCAGCUGUCCUGUUGGGUGUCCAAUCCGAAGGAGCGACCUUCGUUCAGCCAACUGGGAGCUGCUCUCAGCAAGGCGAUGCAGAGUGCCGAGAAGUGAGGCCAGACUGAUGGCUCGAUCAUGCCAAAAAGUAAUUCGUAGUAUUGUCUUAGUGUCUGCACGCCCGAGUUUUGCUAUGCGCUCAGAAACCUAGUCUUAAGGAUCGAAGGAUAACUGCGCCUGUUUAACAUGCGCAUUGCGCACUUGGUGGCACACAGAAUGAAGUUAAGCAGCUACUGUACAAACACAAUGUAUGGAAAUGGGGAUAUCUUCGUGAAUAGUAUUGCGUGGUGCUGCAUAUUUUUAGGUAUGCAGCUAAAAUGUACAUAAUAACUGCCACAAAUAUGCAUUUAAACCAGUUGAAGCAUUUCUAGGAUUAGAUCAUUUCAACCUUCGUCAGCAUUUAAUAAUCGACUUCUAAGCUAAAUUAGUAAAUAAAAUAAAAUAUAAAUACACAAGCAUAUGCAUCACACAAAACAACGAGCGAUUUCAUUGUUUUCAAACAUUGAGAAACUAAGCCAAAUUUUAAGUUUAGCAUUAAAUAUAAAUAACACACACCACCCACAUAUUUUAUCACAAGCCUAGUUAUACACUUUUUAAUGCGUAAGAAACAAACAGCCGAAACAAUUUUAUGACUAGCCAUUUAAGCUUUGAUGCAUGUUUACAAAACAUUUAAAUAAACUCGAAUAAAAUAAAUUUAAUCAGAAGGCAC